UAUUUGUUUUUGAAAAGAAAAUAAAAUGUCUGUAGAUAACAGAGAAUGGUACAUGGCAGCGUAUGCAUCUCAAGGUGUUCCCACCUCUGAACAUCUGAAACUCCGGACUGUCAGUUUACCGGUGGCCGGUGAUUCCAUUCCGGAGGGUCAUGUUGCCGUCGAAAUCCUGUGGCUCUCCGUUGAUCCGUAUCAACGUACUAGAAUGACUGGUUAUAGAGACGGUCUUGAUAUGACUCCUUUUGACCUCGGUCAGGUGAUAUCCACAGUUGGAAUUGGAAGAAUAAUCGAGUCAAAAGAUAGUAAAUAUAAGAAGGGUGAGAUUGUGCUAGGGUUUGGGUUUCCAGUGGGUGAAUUCUGUGUCAUACCAUCGGCCACCAUCACCAGUACGAUUGACCAAAUGCCACAAAAUAUUACUCUGCCACAUUACCUCAGUUGCUUUGGGGUAGCCGGGUUUGCGGCAUGGGUGGCGAUAGAGGUGAUAGGUGAACCAAAGGCAGGAUCCAAUGUGUUUAUCUCAGCUGCAGCCGGCGGUGUUGGAAUGGUCGCCGGCCAAUUAGCUAGGCUCAAGGGUUGCAGGGUUAUCGGAAGUGUUGGAUCUGAUGAAAAGAUAAAACUUUUGAAGGAUGAAUUUGGGUACGACGAUGCCUUCAACUACCACAAAGAAACCGACUUUGAUGCAGCUUUGACAAAGUAUUUUCCAAAUGGAAUUGAUUUAUAUUUGGAUAACGUCGGGGGUAAAAUGUUGGACGCCGUUCUCAAACACGUCAACCGUCAUGCUCGAAUCCCACUUUGUGGAAUGAUUUCUCAAUACAACAAGGUUAGCACAGAAAGAGACAGCAUUAAAAAUUUGUUUAACAUGAUUGGGAAGGAGGUUCGGAUGGAAGGGUUUAUGAUAAGUACAUAUUUCAAUCGAUUCCCAGAUUUCGUGAAGGAAAUGGAAGGGUAUUUAAGUCAAGGAAAAAUAAGCUUCAAACACAAUAUCUUCAAUGGGAUAGGAAGCUUUUUAGAUGCCUUAGGAUCCAUGUUCUCUAGCUCUAACUUUGGAAAAGUUAUCAUUAAAGUUCAGUAAUGCUACUACAUUAUUCAGAAUAAACAAUCCUAGAUGAAACUAUUUUGUAA
This is a messenger RNA of Mercurialis annua (annual mercury), 1119 nucleotides long. Its product is annotated as 2-alkenal reductase (NADP(+)-dependent)-like. Gene Ontology annotation, molecular function: 2-alkenal reductase [NAD(P)H] activity. NCBI's taxonomy places the organism in Eukaryota, Viridiplantae, Streptophyta, Magnoliopsida, Malpighiales, Euphorbiaceae. Bases 26 to 1069 code for a protein of 347 amino acids. The transcript has 6 exons. The record is from RefSeq and is a predicted model, not a curated record.